UGUUGCAUAACCACACUGCAGGUCUACAGUCUGUUUCGACUCAACCCCUAUUCAUCGGUUUACCUCUCCACGAUGGCAGCUCCGAAGAAAGUCUGCAUUAUUGGCUCUGGAAACUGGGGUUCUGCCAUUGCCAAGAUAGUGGGUGCCAAUGCUGCUCAGAAUUCAAAUUUUGACACCACAGUGAAGAUGUGGGUGUUCGAGGAGACGGUGAAUGGGCGCCAACUGACUGAGAUAAUCAACACUGACCAUGAAAAUGUGAAGUACCUUCCUGGUCACAAGCUGCCAGCUAAUGUGCUGGCCGUCCCAGACCUGGUGGAUGCGUCCUGUGAUGCAGACAUUUUGGUGUUUGUGAUCCCGCACCAGUUUGUCGCAAAAGUGUGCGACUCCAUAAAGGGGAAGAUAAAGACCGAUGCUCUGGGCAUGUCACUUAUCAAGGGCGUAGACGAGGGGCCUGAUGGACUCAAACUCAUCUCCGAUGUGAUCCAGGAGAAGCUGGGCAUCAACAUGAGCGUGCUGAUGGGCGCCAACAUCGCUAAUGAGGUGGCCGAUGAGAAGUUCUGUGAGACCACUAUUGGGUGUAAGAACAAGAACCACGGGGCCCUCCUGAAGGAGCUCAUGCAGACCAGCAACUUCAGAGUCACGGUGGUGGAGGAGUCCGACGUGGUGGAGAUCUGCGGAGCCCUGAAGAACAUCGUUGCGGUCGGAGCCGGUUUCUGUGACGGUCUGGGUUUCGGGGACAACACGAAGGCAGCAGUGAUCCGGUUGGGUCUGAUGGAGAUGAUCGCCUUCGCCCGGAUCUUCUGCACCGCGGGCCCCGUGUCCUCCGCCACCUUCCUGGAGAGCUGUGGCGUGGCCGACCUCAUCACCACCUGCUACGGGGGCCGCAACCGCAAGGUGGCCGAGGCAUUCGUGAAGACUGGGAAGACCAUCGAGGAGCUGGAGAAGGAGAUGCUGAACGGUCAGAAGCUGCAGGGCCCGGCCACGGCAGCGGAGGUUUACCUGAUCCUCAAGCACAAAGACCUCGUCGACAAGUUCCCCCUGUUCAAUGCCGUGUAUCAGAUCUGCUAUCAGGGCCAUCCCGUCACAGAGUUCAUAAGCUGUUUGCAGAACCACCCCGAGCACAUGUAGAAAGCAACAAACUGACCAAGUGCCUUCUAAACGGAGAACAUUACCAUUUCUCAUCCGACGAGCAGUCCCUCCACAGCUGUCAUGCAACCACUGACUGCAGAUCAGUGUGUGUUCAGAGGUCGCAUCACAUCUGUGUUCUCUAAGUUUUACCAAUUUGUCCUUAACACUCAGUUUCCAUGAAGUGCUUUCUUUCCUUCCCUGACGUUUAUGUGAAUCUUGAAGGAUGUUUUUAAUUUCCGCAUGUGAUUGUCAGAUAGCUCUUGUUUCCUGAGAUUGUUUUCCAUUCUUCAGCCGAGCCAGAACAAAUCAGAAUGCAUGGAGUCAGUCAGCAGCCAAAUUAAAAACACUUAUAAAGAAACGCAGACAUUACUGGAUAUCAAAACGAUCAUAAUUCAAUAUGAAUUUUUUUAACACUUAAUGACCCCUGUUUAGGGAACCAUUCACUGCCAUUCAGUCUUAAAUAUUUUGGUACAAUGUUUAUAUGGCACUGCAUCAUGCAUUCAGAUUGUGGCUGGGCUCAGGGAAAAGACCUGUUGACAGCCUUUUUAAGAGGGAAUUAUCUUUAUGUAACUUUAAUUUAGCUGAUCUGUGAACGCCUGUCAAUCAUCUCAAGUUAUAUAAUUAUAGAUGGAAUACCUCGCUGUGUUUUUGUUUGCUCUAAAGUGUCUUACAUAAAUCACUAUGUCUCCUGUCUUGUACUGUAUAUAACAUACUGUCGAUCGCACAGCAACUGUUUUUAACAUAAAAAUGCAAGUGCCUUAGAAUGCACGGUUGCGAAGUCUAGGCCGUUGUCUUUUUAUUUUUUCGUCAAACCAAAGACUUAACUACUUAUCGUCCGUCCAGUAUCCCAUGUGUUAUUGUAACCUGCCUGACCCGGUUUCACUCAGUAACAGCUACUGUGUGUUGCAAAAUGUCAACAUUUGUCUGUGAAUAAACUAAUUAUGUUGUUAAA
This is a messenger RNA of Notothenia coriiceps (black rockcod), 2080 nucleotides long. Its product is annotated as glycerol-3-phosphate dehydrogenase [NAD(+)], cytoplasmic. Gene Ontology annotation, biological process: glycerol-3-phosphate catabolic process; carbohydrate metabolic process. The record is from RefSeq and is a predicted model, not a curated record. The transcript has 8 exons. Gene Ontology annotation, cellular component: cytosol. Lineage: Eukaryota; Metazoa; Chordata; Actinopteri; Perciformes; Nototheniidae. The coding region runs from base 73 to 1128 and encodes 351 amino acids. Gene Ontology annotation, molecular function: glycerol-3-phosphate dehydrogenase [NAD(P)+] activity; protein homodimerization activity; NAD binding.